CGUGUUAUCGUUCUAUCGUAUCGUGCAACAGCGAUUAAAACCAUUUUGUGUAAGCGUAUCCUAGUAACCAGUGAAAGGAAAAAACAUAGUGAAAGAAGUGAAAAUGUCGAUCGUACCGAUUUUCUUCCGUAACUGGUGGGAAGACGAAUGGGACCGGCCGUUGCGUAGCUCCCGACUUCUGGAUCAGCACUUUGGCAGUGGAAUCGGUGGAGACGAUUUGCUGGGUGCGUUGGCCGCCGUCACAGAGCCACGCCAUCGUAGACACCCCUUAAACCAUCAUCAUCAUCACCACCAUCACGGUCCAGGACGCUACGUUCGCCCGUGGCACAGUUCCUGUGUGGCCAAUACACGCGAUAGCGGCUCAACGGUGAAUGUUACCAACGAUAAAUUCCAAAUCAACCUGGAUGUGCAACAGUUCGCCCCAGAGGAGAUCUCGGUGAAAUACGUGGACAAGAGCCUGGUGGUGGAAGGAAAGCAUGAGGAGAAAGAAGAUGAACAUGGAUACAUCUCGCGCCACUUUGUUCGCCGUUACAUGCUGCCGGCUGGCCACAACGAAAACCAGAUCGAAUCCUCGCUUUCAUCGGACGGCAUCCUGACCAUCACUUGUCCCCGGCUUGCAAUCGAGAAGAAGCCCGAGAAAAGCAUUACCAUAACGCACACGGGAAAGCCAUCGAAAAUGGCUGUCGACCAACAGCCAAAUGGUACACAGAAUCUGGAAACCAAAGGCAAAUGAACUGUUUCAUGUGGCACAGUAUUAACUUAUGGCUGCUUUUGUUCUCAUAGUUUGUAAUAAAAUAUAAUAAUAUACCGCUCAUUUCAUAU
Anopheles darlingi is the source of this 822-nucleotide messenger RNA. RefSeq names its product protein lethal(2)essential for life-like. The coding region runs from base 104 to 733 and encodes 209 amino acids. Lineage: Eukaryota; Metazoa; Arthropoda; Insecta; Diptera; Culicidae. The transcript has a single exon. Gene Ontology annotation, molecular function: protein folding chaperone. Gene Ontology annotation, biological process: protein refolding; response to heat. The record is from RefSeq and is a predicted model, not a curated record.